AUGGGGAUCCGGGUGUUGUUCUCAGGUGCGGGAGGAAGUGGAGGAGGCAGUCAAGGGUUGCUACGACCAUUCACGUGUGGGGCAACCCGGAGACAGACGCCAAUUGGCGAGAGACUAGAAUUGGAGCUGAAGCUCCAGCUGGACUUUCGAGCUGAUUGUGAAAGGCUUGGGACUUUCGCGUCUCAAGUUCCACGUCAGGGAAAGGACAUGAAAAGGCCUCGUCUUGAGCAGAAAGAAGCAGAACUGGGCCAAGACAAGAAAGACUACCGCUUUUGUGCACGAGGUGAACUGCUGGCGAAGAGCAUCGAUGAGAACAAGCAAGAGAUGUUGGUCACAACAACUGAGGCACGCAGCGUGGAGGAGGAACGAUUUCAGCUUUCUGAGGCAGAGAUUUGGUUGAAGAUCGGCCGACUGCAAGAGCUCAUCGACGAGUCUGCCACCCAGGUGACCUGGGUCAUCCGCGAAGCUUCCAAGAAGAUUCGGAAGUUUUCACCCCUCUUCGAUGCGGGUGGAUGUCAUGGACUACAACUGGAACUGCAGGUCUUCCGGAGCAUGGACCCCCCAGUUGAAGGCCAGGAGGCCGGGGAUUGCGCCGCCUUCCUUUGGGCGACGAAGGGAUCCAAUUUGGUCUUCAAAUUGGGUGUGGGGAGCAGGUGGCAGUUGCUGGAGAAGAGGUUCAAUGGCCGUGUGCCUUACGGCACAACUCGUUUGUGCUUCUUCGUUGACCAGAUCAAUCGAGAGGACGACACCUUGAGCGUGUCCUGCGAGAUCCUUGAGGUCUUGCGGGAGUUAGAAGCACCCUUGCAGCCGGCGGCACCACAGCCACCAGACUGGAGGACCAUGACCGCACCAAGGAAACAUGUGGACAGCGCUUGGUUUGGCGCAGAACAUCGACGAUCUUCAUGUACUACCAAGAAAACCCAAAUCCUUUGCAGAAGAUCUAUUUGUUGA
Messenger RNA from Durusdinium trenchii, 951 nucleotides. The record is from the annotation of a GenBank genome assembly. Lineage: Eukaryota; Dinophyceae; Suessiales; Symbiodiniaceae.